This is a messenger RNA of Effrenium voratum, 1675 nucleotides long. NCBI's taxonomy places the organism in Eukaryota, Dinophyceae, Suessiales, Symbiodiniaceae. The record is from the annotation of a GenBank genome assembly.
GCAUGGACUUGCAACAACAGUGAAGUAGCCGCAUUUCUGCCAUGGAACUUGAGCGCUUCGAGGAGCGCGGCGUGGAUGGCCGGACGGUACAGUUUGAUCUGCUGAAGGAGUGGGUGGCAAACACGUGGCACCUUCGAGUGGAUGGUGACGAGGGGUGCCCAUGGCUGUGCUUGGCAUUGGCCAUGGCGGACGCGGAGGGUGAAUCGGGCCACUCCGCGUGUCACGCGCGGGAGCGAGAGCUGCGGAGCCUGGUGGUGCAGACCUACAAGUCCUUGGGCCUUCAAGGCAAAGCUAAGGUGGCGGCCGCCAAGCUCAGGUGCAAGCUUUCGAUUUUUCGAAUCCUGAGAUAUCAGGAGGAGGAAGCGCUGCAGCACUGGAACUGGUAUUUGUACUGCUUGACCUUGGACAGCCACUACUUCGCCCAACAUUCCAUUUCUGGGGCACGUUGUGCAGUGCGCAUGCCCAUGGACUCCGUAGACAUGUACUUGUUGGCGAGAAUUCUGAAGGUCCAAAUCGUGGUUUCUCAGCUUUGGGAGCCCGCACUUUGCUUUUCUCCAAGGGAGGAGGUUUUUUUCUCAGUGCACCUGGUGACCCAUGGAGGCCUGUGGGCCGCAGCGCUGCAGCCUGAUGGCUUCUCCUUGAGUGGCAGCGACUUAACCGGCCAUGUCGUGGAGCUGGAAACGCCCUUGGCGGCGCCACUUUCGCAUUUGGCUGGGCAGUCCGCCUACGUCCUGCGCUACGAUGCCGCAAAGGCGCACUACGUUGCUUGUGUGCACCAGUCCACCUUUCCCCUGCAAAGGGGGCAGAUCCGGCAUGUCAUUGUGGGCCAGGAAGAGUUUCAGAGAAGACACAGACACCCGCUCCUGCCAGCGCUGUGCGGCAUUCCUGAUGCGUCCUUUGAAUUCCAGAUGCUUCUGCAGCUGCUGUGCUUGGAAUUGUGCCAGCGAUUGGACCUGUGGCAUGAAGAGCUUGCUGGCAGACCUCCGCGAUGUGUGGAGUCACCGCAAAAGCUGGACUUGCCUCCUAGCGCGCUGUGCGCUUCCUCUUUGCCGAUGAGCGAGGUCCUGCAAUUGCUGGAUGCAGGGAGCAAAGUUUGGAUCCGCAGUGCGAUCGCCCGUCGCAAUGUGGGCGAGUUGCUGAGCUGCGAUGCCUGGGACUUUGUGUGCUUGCGACAGGUGGUGGAAUCCAGUGACCCCACCAUCUUUUGGGGUCACACAGUGCUGGAGCAGCGGCUGAAGCAAGUCAGCUGCGAUGUGGUUUGCUCCUGGGCGGUGCUGCAGGACUUCGUCCCGCAGCCAGCUUGGCCGCGCUUUGAUCAGCUCCUCAGGCUCUCAGCGGGGGACAUACUGGUGGUCACCGGGAGGAUGACUGGGAAAUGGGCUGGCUGGGCACUGGGCAGAGUGUGCAAAACUGGGCACUCGGGGCUCUUCCCCUUGCAGUACGUGCGGCCGCAGCUGUGGAUCGCCAAAGUGGAGAAGUCAUAACGGCGCGGAUGUCGCAUGCAGCCCGCAGCCCCGACGAUGUGCUUGAACAGACGGAGCCUGUGCGCAGAAGAAGAUCACGCAAUAGGCUGGCCAAGCAUGCAGCUGCCAAUUGUCUGGUCUCGGCAGCUCUCGCACUCGGCACUUCCCUGAAUGGACAUGCUCUGUAGCACAAGUGCAAGAGAGAACGCAGC